GGACACGGUGAGGCACCGAGGAGGCACAGCCAUUUUCUUUUAUGCUGGGAAACGCCCUCCCCUCACCCACUGGAGCCUUGUGAAACCUCCUCCCAUCUCUCCUCUGUUGCCUUCUGUACAUCCCUAGCCCAGGAGAGUCCCCAGGUAUCUUACCAAAGUGAACUCCUUCAGACCAUGAAAAUUUACUCUCCUGGACCCAAAUCUCUCUCAGCAUCUUGCAACGAUAAAAUACGUUUUCAUUUUCCUGUAAGUGGCGAUGUUUUCUGGAAAGGAAUUAGUUAAGUUUCGCUUUUGUUUUCUGUCAAUGCAAACUUCACCAAGCAGCCAGUUUCCUCCUACCCGCAGAGCAGAGGUUGGAGCCCGAAGCUUGCCUCUGGGCUCCGCCGGGCUCUCCUCACCUCUCAGUGUCCUUGGAGAGAAACCAGGACACUUGGGGCUUUUCCGGGAGAGAGGAGGACCGUGCAGCUGCCGUCGCUGUGCCGUGGCCUUCAGGGAGACUGCGACGGGCUCGGCAUUUUCCGCUCUUUCUGAGGAAACGUUGACUCUGAUCUUUGGACUUGACUUUCCACGGUCACUAUCAUGGAUCAGUUCAUCUUAACCUUCCUGAAGAAUUCAUCAGGGAAGAAUUUUCAGCAAUUGGCUGAUGACUUUCUGCUUAACUACUACACAUUAGUCAGCAAGGAAGGAGGCAUUCUUUCUACAGAGACUCUCAAGAGUAUUCACAAUGCCCUUCGAGAGGGAAAGCUCAAUGAUGUAGUGGACCAUAUUAAAGAUGCACUUGCUGCAGCAGAAGAUUCUCCCCUGAAUAUAGCUGUGAUCGGGGAGUCUGGGACUGGAAAAUCCAGUUUCAUUAAUGCCCUGCGAGGGCUGAGUCAUGAUGAGGAGGAGUCAGCUAAAGUUGGGGUUGUGGAGACCACCAUGAAUAGAACUCCCUAUCAACAUCCAAAAUAUCCCAAAGUGACCUUCUGGGACCUGCCUGGAACUGGGACACUCAAUUUUCUCCCGGAAACUUAUCUGGAAACAGUGGGAUUUUCUAGCUAUGACUUCUUUAUCAUCAUUUCUUCCUCUCGCUUUAGCCUCAAUGAUGCCAUCUUGGCCCAGAAAAUCAAGGAGUCAGGGAAGAAGUUCUACUUUGUUCGAACCAAGGUGGACAGUGAUUUAUAUAAUGAAAAGAGAACCAAACCCACAUCCUUUGACAAGGAGAGAGUUCUCCAGAAGAUCCGAGACUACUGCCUCGCUAAUCUCAGUGAAAUCGGAGUGCCUGAGCCGUGGGUCUUCUUGGUCUCCAACUUUGAUCUGGAUGCCUUUGAUUUCUUCAGACUGGAGGAGACUCUGUUGAAGGAGCUGCCGGCGCACAAGCGUCACGUCUUUGCACUCCUGUUGCCCAAUUUCUCUGAUGUUGCCAUUGACAUGAAGAAAAAUUUCCUCAAGGAAAUGAUCAGUCUGGAAGCUGUGAAGUUGGCAGCUGUGUCCUUUAUCCCCAUGAUGGCCUUUGUGAGCGGCUUUGAUUUGUCUAGACAGGAAGAAUGUUUGAAGGCUUACCGAAGCUAUUUUGGCUUGGAUGAUAAGUCCAUUGAAGAGAUUGCUGAGAAACUGGACACAUCUGUGCAGGACAUCAAGGGCUGCAUCAAGUGCUGGGAUUUCUGGGCCCUCGUCAAGGAUGACAGCAUCACGGCAAAAGCUUUGAGUGGUGCUGAAUCCUACUGCGCCAUCAGUGGAGGCCCCACAUCGGCUGCCUUCCAGUUUCUGAAAGUCUACUUUCUGCGCUUAAAAUUCCUCAACACAGUGACUGAAGAUGCUAAAAUUCUCUUGCGUAAGAUGUUGUAGAAGUGAGAUGUCUUGCCUAACUGGAUAGCAAAUGAUCCUUGGACUUUGUAUGCUCAUGUGGGGUCUCCUUUCUUCAAACUUCCAGACCAGUUCUUCCCGGAGAUGGAAACACCGUCUGUCCUGUGGAGGAAGGCCCUGGCUCCAUCUCGGAGCUCACUGACUGCUAUGUGUGAAUUUUCUGGGCCUUAGCCUGCUUUCUGCAUUUACUGAUUUAUUGUGCUUGAAACCUGGCUAAUUUCUAUGUCUGAGGUGACCUGAUUUUAUAUACUCAAACAGUAAUGACAGGAUGAGAAUUACAUGUUGGCGUUUCAUUAUCUCUACUUAUUCAUUUGCAAGGAGAGAAAGAGAGAGAGAGAGAGUGUUAGAAAGAGAAUAAAGACAGAAAGAAUGGGAAUGCCAGGGCUUCCAACUGCUGCAAUCAAAUGGCAGAUGCAGGUGCCACU
Messenger RNA from Jaculus jaculus (lesser Egyptian jerboa), 2270 nucleotides. RefSeq names its product T-cell-specific guanine nucleotide triphosphate-binding protein 2-like. Gene Ontology annotation, cellular component: endoplasmic reticulum membrane. NCBI's taxonomy places the organism in Eukaryota, Metazoa, Chordata, Mammalia, Rodentia, Dipodidae. Gene Ontology annotation, biological process: cellular response to interferon-beta; defense response. The transcript has 2 exons. The coding region runs from base 580 to 1827 and encodes 415 amino acids. Gene Ontology annotation, molecular function: GTP binding; GTPase activity. The record is from RefSeq and is a predicted model, not a curated record.